AUGGCAAUCGAAGCCAAGGAAGCGACCAAAAUCGCCGUGGUAGCCGCAGCCGGAGGAGACGUGACAGGCGCUCACGAUCUCCCCGAAGAGAUCGCUCUCGAUCCAGGAAUCGCGGUCGGUCACACUCCAGGGAACGUCAAAGCGACGACCAUCGGAUGGCAGCUUGGACCAACCAGUAUCCAUACGGAUGGUAUGGAUGGGGUUACACCCCGCAACCGCCAUGGGGCCAACAGGGUUAUUAUCCCGGCCCGUACGCGAUGCCUCCCCCGCCUCCCCCACCACCACCGCCGUGCUCUUGCGCGCCAUAUCGGUGCGAUGGAAGAUGUAGGUAUGAUAGUCGCCGGUCUGACAGUCGCGAGUCUAGCAGCCUCGAGUCUGACAGUCGCCGGCCUGACAGUCAUGAAUCUGACAGUCAUGGAUCUGACAAUAGCCGGUCGAACCGUCGCCAGUCUAGCAGUCGCCGGUCUGACAAUCACCAGUCUGACAGUAGCCAAUCUCGCCCGCGAGAUAGAACCCAGUCGCCAAACCGCCACGAGCCCAGCCGGCGUCGAUCAAGAUCGCCAGUUCCCAGCAAUUCAGGGAACUCAGAGUGUAACCAACACCAGAUCCAGUGUUGGUACCCGACCCUCUCUCAGGGCCACGCAGGUGCCCAGAACUUUCAUAUAUGAGGAGCGGUACGUCGACAGGGCAUCAAGCCUAGAGCCCCCUCCUCAAAGUGUUGUCUCAGCAGUCCAGCGGGAUCCGGAGACCGGCCAGCCCUCUGUAAAUCUAGUCACCAGCGAGAGCUUGGAUUGGGACGCCAUCGCACGCUAUCUACAGUCAUUGUGUGGUGGUGCAAAGAUUAGGGUUAGUUUCCAAGCUGUACAUGAGCGUAGGAACAAGAACGACCCAAAGAGCCUCGUCCCGCCCUGGGAAUGCGAGGAAUGGGUUGGGCCUAGUUCUAUUAUACCACCACCUCCAGAGUAUAGGGGCAACUCCGGUAAGGAGAUCGACACAAAUGAGUCCGCAAACGCACCUCGAGCACAAGGGAACGCACCCAAAGCAAAGAGAACGCCCCCUGAGUAUAAGUGA
Molecule: messenger RNA, 1071 nt
Organism: Clonostachys byssicola
Lineage: Eukaryota; Fungi; Ascomycota; Sordariomycetes; Hypocreales; Bionectriaceae
Source: the annotation of a GenBank genome assembly